Molecule: messenger RNA, 1011 nt
Organism: Ictidomys tridecemlineatus (thirteen-lined ground squirrel)
Lineage: Eukaryota; Metazoa; Chordata; Mammalia; Rodentia; Sciuridae
Product: tumor protein p63-regulated gene 1-like protein
Cellular component (GO): cytoplasm; synaptic vesicle
Source: RefSeq, a predicted model, not a curated record
CGGCCCGGAGUGGCGAUGCUGCAGCUGCGGGACUCGGUGGACUCCGCGGGCACGAGCCCCACGACCCUGCUGGCGGCCGGCGAGGAUGUGGGGCCGGGCAGCGCAGGCGGGGCCCGGGCAGGGGUGGGCACGCCACUGCGCCAGACGCUGUGGCCGCUCAGCGUCCACGACCCCACGCGCCGCGCCCGCGUCAAGGAGUACUUCGUGUUCCGGCCCGGCACCAUCGAGCAGGCCGUGGAAGAGAUCCGCGCCGUUGUCCGGCCCGUGGAGGACGGCGAGAUCCAGGGGGUGUGGCUGCUGACCGAGGUGGACCACUGGAACAACGAAAAAGAGCGUCUGGUGUUGGUCACUGACCAGUCGUUGCUCAUCUGUAAGUACGACUUCAUCAGCCUUCAGUGCCAGCAGGUGGUCAGGGUGGCACUCAGUGCAGUGGACACCAUCUCCCACGGAGAGUUCCAGUUUCCCCCCAAAUCUCUCAACAAGCGAGAAGGCUUUGGGAUUCGCAUCCAAUGGGACAAGCAGAGUCGUCCUUCUUUCAUAAACAGAUGGAACCCCUGGUCCACAAACGUGCCCUACGCCACUUUCAUAGAGCACCCAAUGGCUGGUGUGGAUGAAAAGACGGCUUCUCUGUGCCAGUUGGAAAGCUUCAAGGCUCUGUUAAUCCAAGCUGUCAAAAAAGCCCAAAAAGAAAGUCCUCUGCCAGGACAAGCGAAUGGUGUGCUGGUCUUGGAGCGGCCCCUGCUCAUCGAGACCUACGUGGGAUUGAUGUCCUUCAUCAACAACGAGGCCAAACUGGGUUAUUCCAUGACCAGAGGCAAGAUUGGCUUCUAGACAGCUCAGCGUGGAGCCAUCCCCCAAGCUCUGUCAUGGCUUUACGCUUGCUGGCACGGAUGCGACCGGGACACGUGGCCUGUCCAGUGGAAGGCUGUCUCAAAGCACCCAGGUCUUCAGCCUGCUCUUGCAGUCUUGUAGUAAAGAUGUUUAGAACCAAAAAAAAAAAAAAAAAAAAAA